AUGGAGAAUGGAGAUGUUUCUUUAUAUGACGACACCAGAGCAGGAGUCUUGAUGGUGUUUUUUAGAGAACUGAAAGCUGCAGAUGCUGGAACAUACAGGUGUGGAGUGAAUGUAUCUCACUAUACUGAGAGAUUCACUGAACUUCAGCUGAACAUCACACACGAUGCAAAAUAUCCAACGGAUGUGAUUAAAACUGCUUAUCUUGGUGAAGAAGUCUCCAUCACCUGUCAGAUCCCAGAGAAACAUAAAGUUCAUUUCUGCAAAGAGGAUGAUAAUCACAUCUGUCAAAACAUCAGCUCAUCUAAAGUGACACAAAUGAUUGGUUCAUCUGAGAGAAAUGAAGAGAGAGUUUUUACAGUGAUCAUCAGUAAUGUGAGUGUGAGAGAUGCUGGAGUUUACUGGUGUGGAGCAGAAACCAGAGACACAUAUUUGACUUUCAUCUCCCUGAACACUAAAAUUCAGCUCAACAUAACCAUGGCUCCAGUAGUGAGACAUGAAGGAGAAUCUGCUGAGAUCAUCUGCCCUUAUGAUUCAAUCUAUAAAUCAAAGUCAAAGUCUCUCUGUAAGGGGAAGUGCUCCACUAGAGACAGAAAUACUCUCAAUGAGACUGUGAGAGAAGAGAAAGAGACCAAGACUGACAGAUUGACUCUGAAUGAUGACGUCACUGCAAGUGUCUUCACUGGGACCAUCACUGGACUGACAGCAGAGGAUGCUGGGAAAUACUGGUGUGCAGUGACAUUAGAAAGAGACCUCAAUUAUCUUUACACUCAUCUGAUCGUCAUCAUGAACGAGGAGCUGAACUUGACUAAGUAUGAAGGAGACGACGUGUCAAUCCAGUGCAAACAUCAGGAUGAAGAUCAGAAAAGCUUCUGCAAAGCACAUGAAGCCUCCAUGUGUGUGAAGGAUGGAGUUUCAUUGGAGACGAUCAGAGAUGAUCGAUUCUCUUUCAGUGAUGAAGCAUCUACUGGAGUCUUUACUGUGAACAUCACUGAUCUGAGAGAAGAGGAUUCUGGGAUAUACUGGUGUGGAGCUCACGUCACCACUAAAGUCAAUCUCACUGUUAAAAAGGAUUUCUCCAUGAUCAUCAUUAUCAGUGUGUGUGUGAUUCUGCUGCUGAUCGGUGGAUUCACUCUGACUGUGUGGAAAUUAAGACACAAGAGACGAGGUGAUGCUCACACACACUUACCCACAAUCCCCUCUGAUGGGCUCCUGUACGCUGAUGUCAGUUUCAAGAAGCAUAAAGAGUCUCUCAGUGACGCUACAGUCAGAUUCAGUAAGGAUGAGAUUUACUCUGAUUACGCCGCAGUCAGUCACUGCAUGAGACUCAACUAACUAAUAACAGAUCACAGAUCAUCACGUUACCAACAUUUUACAUUUAAUUUUACAUUAUAAAAAUCUCUUUAAAAUCCAUAACUUAGUGUUAAACAGUUGUUUGGUUUGAUCAAGGUAGUUCAGUGAAGACAGAAAAUAAAACCACAGAGUGACACAAAAUAUACUGUGAAGUUUCCACUCCAAAUGCAGAGACAUACAGACAUUUGACAUUAGAUUUAAUAAAACCUCUUUUAUAGCAGCUCUUAAACAGACACCAGUUCAACCAUUAUGAUAAACACAUGAAUCUGUUCAGAGCUUUUAAAAUGUCUGAUUUGUUUUUCUCAUCUCUGAGUUUUGAUGUUUGUACACCUAAAAUUCUUAGUAUUUGUUCAUACAUUUGUUCAGCAUUUUAAUAAUGUUACUUUUUUAAUAAUGAUACUUUUGCUGAUGUUGUUUUCAG
Labeo rohita (rohu) is the source of this 1771-nucleotide messenger RNA. RefSeq names its product polymeric immunoglobulin receptor-like. Bases 1 to 1332 code for a protein of 443 amino acids. The transcript is spliced from 5 exons. Lineage: Eukaryota; Metazoa; Chordata; Actinopteri; Cypriniformes; Cyprinidae. The record is from RefSeq and is a predicted model, not a curated record.